AUGGGGAAGAAAUGUAGAUCAUAUGUUGCAUCGAAGGUGUUUGCAAAAGCUCUCCAACUUUCACAAACUCAUGAUAGUGAUGCUGAUGCUCAUCUGUAUGAAGAGAUGAUCAAAGACGCAGUUGCUGAUUGUCUAGCAAAUACAACAAUUGUUAUCAAAUAUGAAAAUGAUGUAGCUGUCGCAUUAAGCUUGAGGACAUACAUGGAAGAAGAGAAGAAACGUGUCAACAAGGAGGAAAAAUAG
This is a messenger RNA of Linum trigynum, 243 nucleotides long. The record is from the annotation of a GenBank genome assembly. Lineage: Eukaryota; Viridiplantae; Streptophyta; Magnoliopsida; Malpighiales; Linaceae.